AUGGCACGACUCCCGAAACUCGCAGUCUUCGAUCUAGAUUACACGCUCUGGCCGUUCUGGGUGGACACGCACGUAGACCCCCCGUUCCACAAGAGCAGUGAUGGAACUGUACGAGAUAGGCGGGGCCAGAGCAUCCAACUGUACCCUGAGGUGCCUGCGGUCCUGGAACGAUUGCGGGGCCUGGGAGUGCCCAUCGCGGCCGCUUCACGGACAGGUGAGGUUGAAGGAGCCAACCAGUUGCUGGAGCUCUUUGACCUUGUCAGAUACUUUGUUCAUCGGGAAAUCUAUCCAGGCAGCAAAGUCACGCACUUUGAGAGGUUGCAGCGAAAGACUGGAAUUCCUUUCUCCCAGAUGAUCUUCUUUGAUGAUGAGAAGAGGAACAUCGUAGAUGUCAGCAAACUGGGUGUUACCUGCAUUCAUGUCCAGCAUGGAAUGAGCCUUCAAACCCUAACUCAAGGAUUAGAUGCAUUCACAAAGGCCCAAACUGGACUCUGA
This is a messenger RNA of Rangifer tarandus platyrhynchus (Svalbard reindeer), 495 nucleotides long. The record is from the annotation of a GenBank genome assembly. Lineage: Eukaryota; Metazoa; Chordata; Mammalia; Artiodactyla; Cervidae.